Knipowitschia caucasica is the source of this 339-nucleotide messenger RNA. The record is from the annotation of a GenBank genome assembly. NCBI's taxonomy places the organism in Eukaryota, Metazoa, Chordata, Actinopteri, Gobiiformes, Gobiidae.
AUGGACCCGGGCGUGCUCACGGGACGGUUCUCGGAGCUGAGUGCGCUCGCGCUCCCGGUUCGAGCUCACGUGAAGGAGCAGGACCACAGCGGACAGACGCUCUACGAAGUCUACACCGAGUGGACUCAGACUGAGCUGGUCCGAGGCUCCAGACUCGCCUUCUGUCAGAGGUGGUCUUUGAUCAUAGAAGAGAAGCACAGAAUCCAGUGCCUCCACCCCCCAGGACCUGCUGUUCCUCUGGCCACAGAAUGUCUCAGCUCAUUCUCUCCAAUUCAGGGCCUUAGAGCCGUAAUCAAAGAAAUGAGUGGACACUUCCUUCUCGAGGUAACAGAAUUAUAA